Tribolium castaneum (red flour beetle) is the source of this 2071-nucleotide messenger RNA. RefSeq lists its product as uncharacterized. Bases 103 to 1392 code for a protein of 429 amino acids. NCBI's taxonomy places the organism in Eukaryota, Metazoa, Arthropoda, Insecta, Coleoptera, Tenebrionidae. The record is from RefSeq and is a predicted model, not a curated record. The transcript is spliced from 4 exons.
GCUGGAACGAAUACCAAGUCACUUAGGUGGAGGAGUCACGUGACUAGCUCAAGUAUUUAAUCAAAGCGGGCGGCGGCGGGUAUUUGUUUUGCCAGGUCGGGCAUGGGAGUGAGAACAACUUUUCGCGACCAUAAAAGCAAGGUGUUUGAUACAAUGACCACCGAAGAGCGAAAAUCGUGCCUCAAGUCGUGCUUCGACGCCUGGAAGCGACUAGUUAAGAUGCGAAUCGAGAAAAGCAAAGCUGUUCAAAAAAAAUUGGAACAGCAGGAGAAACUUGAAAACUUGAUCAAAGCCUUGAAAAAGGUCCAAAAGGAGGAGAAGACCGAACCUAGGACACAGCCCUUGAAGGUGCUAAACAACUUCAAGAAUCGCUUCGUGGCCCAGAAGAGCACCAUCGAGCGCUUGACCUCAAAGCUCGAACAGAAGGAGCGUUUGAUCCUCGAACUGAAACUCGGAAUUUUGGACAAAGAAGCCUUCAAUGAGAGUAAAGUCGAAAUUCGCGAGAUUUUCGCCAAGUGUUCGGCGAAAACCCGGUGCAAAGUGGCCCCGCCGGUCGACUACAGCGAAAAGUUCAUGAUUAUGACCCAAAAAGCCCCAAAGUUCGUCCAAGAGUUGGAAGAACGGGCACUUGAACGUGCCAAACGCCACGAAGUCGUGCUGGAACGGAAGAGACAGAUGGACGAGACGCGCGCGAGGAUCAUAGCCGAAGCCUUGGAGAAGAAACGGGCGCAGGACGAAGAAGAAAAGAAGAAAUACCUCGAAAUGAUGAAAGAACGUCGGAGACUGGAGCUCGAGCGUGAGAAGAAGCGGCAAGUGAACAAGGCGAUUUUCAUGGAGAAAAUGCAAAAAGCCGAAGAUUUGCACAACAGGCAUUUGCUCAAAAACGCCUUGAAGAAGCUCCUCGACGAAUACAUCGAUAUGAAGAUGAAGCAGGAGAAGAGCGAGCUGCACCUCAAAAUCACCAUUUUGAGUAAGUCAAUCACGGCAUGGAAACAGUUCGUUGAGGGUAAAUACCGGGAUAAGAACGCCCUGGCUGAUGCGUGUUUCGCGAGGAAUGCGCUAACUCGGGUGAUGGACAAGUGGCGCAAACUACGACAUGAACGCGUUCAGGCCAAUCAAGUCGCUGAGGAUUAUUACGAUUUUGUUUUGCUGAACAAAAGUUUCGUCCAGUGGCAUCGCCACGUCUGUGCCGAGAUUAUAAGGCAGGACAGAAAGAAAAAACUGGCCGACUUGCAUUACAAAAGGCGAAUUUUGUUUCAUCAUUACUACAUGUGGCGGUCGUUGCCGGCGAUUAUCCAGCUGGAGAAGUCCAAGGAGGAGAAGAUGAAGAAGUGGAGGGAGAAGGUGUGGGAGGUCUUGCCCGACUACAAGCCCCCAUAUGAUGACGAUUAAUGCUUUAUUCAAUUAUUCGACAUUUGUUUAACUGUCCAGGUUCAACCUAAUUUCUUCUCUUUUUGAUUGAGUUUUCAGAUAAUAGUUCUAAUUUUAAUGAGACUUAAUUAUUUUCUUUUUCACUAAAGUUAAAUUUAAUAAAUCCGGCUCGAAGGACCAUGUAAUGAGUAAGCAGUCGUUACUCAUUUAGUUCAGUUUUUUCGUUUAGUUGUAAAAAUGCUUCAUGGGUUUUUCUUCUUUAUAAUUCUUGAAUUAGUUGUCAAUAUUUUAUUUAAUCGUUCUUUUACAUCGUAUAGUCAGUAUCAAAGUCAUAAUCUUUAUCAUUAUCCGACUUUAACGUAAAAUUUUCUAAACCACUCGCCAAUUGUUGCGCUACUUUUUCCCGCCUAUUCCGCAUUUUCUUCUCUUUCUUGAACUGGUUCUUCCUAAUUUGAUUCAACUUCUGAUUACCCUCCAACUCCAUCUCCGGAUCGACUUUCUUCGUCUCAGUCUUCGCGCCUUUUUUCCUACUUUUCUUACUUUCAACGUUAAUUUUAUCGCUCAACUAAAACAAAAAUAUGUUUUUUUUUUUCAAUAGGGGACGCCAAAUUAAGCGAUUAGUGGUUAAUUUAAUAUAACGUCACAGCCAACUUAUAAUUUUUUGUAUUAUUAGACUAUUAUUAAUAAAAAUGUCACGAGA